CCCGCGCCCCGUGCGCCUGAGCGCCGAGCUCGCUCCUCCUCCGCGCCAACUCCGCCGCCGGCUCCCCAGGCCGCUUGGGCUCCGCGCGUGAUUCCCCGGGCUCCACGCGUCUUGCCCCGCCGAGGCAGCCUCCUCUGGGCGCGGGCCCCUGCACACCAUGGCCCCCGGGCGGACAGGGGCCGGCGCCGCCGUGCGCGCCCGCCUGGCGCUGGCCUUGGCGCUGGCGAGCGUCUUGAGCGGGCCCCCAGCCGCCGCCUGCCCCACCAAGUGUACCUGCUCCGCCGCCAGCGUGGACUGCCACGGGCUGGGCCUCCGGGGGGUUCCCCGGGGCAUACCCCGCAACGCCGAACGCCUUGACCUGGACAGAAAUAACAUUACCAGGAUCACCAAGAUGGACUUCGCUGGGCUCAAGAACCUCCGGGUCUUGCAUCUGGAAGACAACCAGGUCAGUGUCAUCGAGAGAGGCGCCUUCCAGGAUUUGAAGCAGCUGGAGCGAUUGCGCCUGAACAAGAAUAAGCUCCAGGUCCUCCCGGAAUUGCUUUUUCAGAGUACACCGAAGCUCACCAGACUAGAUCUGAGCGAAAACCAGAUCCUGGGGAUCCCGAGGAAGGCGUUCCGUGGCAUCGCCAACGUGAAGAACUUGCAACUGGACAACAACCACAUCAGCUGCAUUGAAGAUGGAGCCUUCCGGGCGCUGCGCGAUCUGGAGAUCCUCACCCUCAACAACAACAACAUUAGCCGCAUCCUCGUCACGAGCUUCAACCACAUGCCGAAGAUUCGAACUCUGCGCCUCCACUCCAAUCACCUGUACUGUGACUGCCACCUGGCCUGGCUCUCGGAUUGGCUGCGACAGCGGCGGACAGUUGGCCAGUUCACACUCUGCAUGGCUCCUGUGCACCUGAGGGGCUUCAACGUGGCAGAUGUGCAGAAGAAGGAGUACGUGUGUCCAGGCCCGCACUCAGAACCUCCAUCCUGCAAUGCCAACUCCAUCUCCUGCCCCUCGGCCUGCACUUGCAGUAAUAACAUCGUGGACUGUCGAGGGAAGGGCUUGACUGAGAUCCCCGCCAACUUGCCAGAGGGCAUCGUCGAAAUACGCCUGGAACAGAACUCCAUCAGAUCCAUCCCCCCUGGAGCCUUCACCCAGUACAAGAAGCUGAAGCGAAUAGACAUCAGCAAGAAUCAGAUAUCAGACAUUGCUCCAGAUGCCUUCCAGGGUCUGAAAUCACUCACAUCGCUGGUGCUCUAUGGGAACAAGAUCACGGAGCUUGCCAAGGGACUCUUUGAUGGACUGGUGUCCCUACAGCUGCUCCUCCUCAAUGCCAACAAGAUCAACUGUCUGCGCGUGAACACAUUUCAGGACCUGCAGAACCUCAACCUGCUCUCCCUCUAUGACAACAAGCUGCAGACCAUCAGCAAGGGACUCUUUGCCCCUCUGCAGGCCAUCCAGACCCUCCACUUGGCCCAAAACCCGUUUGUGUGUGACUGCCACUUGAAGUGGCUGGCCGACUACCUACAGGACAACCCCAUCGAGACGAGCGGGGCCCGCUGCGGCAGCCCGCGCCGGCUGGCCAACAAGCGCAUCGGCCAGAUCAAGAGCAAGAAGUUCCGCUGCUCAGGCUCAGAGGAUUACCGCAGCAGGUUCAGCAGUGAGUGCUUCAUGGACCUCGUGUGCCCCGAGAAGUGCCGCUGUGAGGGUACCAUUGUGGACUGCUCCAACCAGAAGCUGGCCCGCAUCCCAAGCCACCUCCCCGAAUACGUCACCGAUCUCCGACUGAACGACAAUGAGAUAUCUGUUCUCGAGGCCACCGGUAUCUUCCGGAAGCUGCCCAACCUGCGGAAAAUAAACCUGAGUAACAAUAAGAUCAAGGAGGUGAGAGAGGGUGCCUUCGAUGGAGCGGCGGGCGUGCAGGAACUGAUGCUGACCGGGAACCAGCUGGAAACGCUACAUGGACGCAUGUUCCAGGGACUCAGCAGCCUCAAGACUCUGAUGCUGAGGAGUAACCUGAUCAACUGUGUGAGCAAUGACACGUUUGCUGGCCUGAGUUCAGUGAGGCUGCUGUCCCUCUAUGACAAUCGGAUCACCACCAUCACCCCUGGCGCCUUCACCACCCUUGUCUCCCUGUCUACCAUAAACCUCCUGUCCAACCCUUUCAACUGCAACUGCCACUUGGCCUGGCUUGGCAAGUGGUUGAGGAAGCGGAGGGUCGUGAGUGGGAACCCCCGGUGCCAAAAGCCAUUCUUCCUCAAGGAGAUCCCCAUCCAGGAUGUGGCCAUCCAGGACUUUACCUGUGAAGGCAAUGACGAGAGCAGCUGCCAGCUGGGCCCACACUGCCCUGAGCAGUGCGCCUGCGUGGAGACAGUGGUUCGCUGCAGCAACAGGGGGCUGCACGCCCUCCCCAAAGGCAUUCCCAAGGACGUGACCGAACUGUACCUGGAAGGAAACCACUUAACAGCCGUGCCCAGGGAGCUGUCUGCCCUCCGACACCUGACACUUAUUGACCUGAGCAACAACAGCAUUGGCGUGCUGAUGAACUACACGUUCAGUAACCUGUCUCACCUCUCCACGCUGAUCCUGAGCUACAACCGGCUGCGGUGCCUCCCCAUCCACGCCUUUGACGGGCUGCGGUCUCUCCGGGUGCUGACUCUCCACGGCAAUGACAUUUCCAGCGUUCCCGAAGGCUCCUUUCGCGACCUGACGUCUCUUUCCCAUCUGGCACUGGGAACCAAUCCACUCCACUGUGACUGCAGUCUGCGCUGGCUCUCAGAGUGGGUGAAGGCAGGGUACAAGGAACCCGGCAUCGCCCGCUGCAGUAGCCCCGAACCCAUGGCUGACAGACUCCUGCUCACCACCCCCACCCACCGGUUCCAGUGCAAAGGGAGGGGUGACCGUGACCUGCCACCAACAUUCUGGUUUUGCUUUCCAGGGCCAGUGGACAUCAACAUUGCAGCCAAGUGUAAUGCCUGCCUCUCCAGCCCGUGCAGGAACAACGGGACGUGCAGCCAGGAUCCCGUGGAGCUGUACCACUGCACCUGCCCCUAUGGUUACAAGGGCAAAGACUGCACCGUGCCCAUCAACACCUGCAUCCAGAACCCCUGUUGGCACGGGGGCACCUGCCACCUGAGCGACAGCCACAAGGACGGGUUCAGCUGCUCCUGCCCUCUGGGCUUUGAGGGCCAGCGCUGUGAGAUCAAUCCAGACGAUUGCGAGGACAACGACUGUGAGAACAAUGCCACCUGCGUGGACGGGAUCAACAACUACGUGUGUGUCUGCCCUCCUAACUACACAGGUGAGCUGUGCGAUGAAGUGAUUGACCACUGCGUGCCCGGGAUGAACCUCUGUCAGCAUGAGGCCAAGUGCAUCUCCCUGGACAAAGGAUUCAGAUGCGAAUGUCUCCCCGGCUACAGUGGGAAGCUCUGCGAGGUGGACAACGAUGACUGCGUGGCCCACAGGUGCCGCCACGGGGCCCAGUGCGUGGAUGCGGUCAACGGCUACACGUGCAUCUGCCCCCAGGGCUUCAGCGGGCUCCUCUGUGAGCAGCCCCCACCCAUGGUCCUGCUUCAGACCAGUCCCUGUGACCAGUACGAGUGCCAGAAUGGGGCCCAGUGCAUCGUGGUACAGCAGGAGCCGACUUGUCGCUGCCCCCCAGGCUUUGCCGGCCCGAGGUGCGAGAAGCUCAUCACCGUCAACUUUGUGGGCAAAGACUCCUACGUGGAACUAGCCUCCGCCAAGGUCCGGCCCCAGGCCAACAUCUCCCUGCAGGUGGCCACGGACAAGGACAAUGGCAUCCUUCUCUACAAGGGAGACAAUGACCCCCUGGCGCUGGAGCUGUACCAGGGCCACGUGAGGCUUGUCUAUGACAGUCUGAGCUCCCCACCCACCACGGUGUACAGUGUGGAGACUGUGAAUGAUGGGCAGUUUCACAGUGUGGAGCUGGUGAUGCUAAACCAAACCCUGAACCUGGUGGUGGAUAAAGGAGCCCCCAAGAGCCUGGGAAAGCUCCAGAAGCAGCCAGCAGUAGGCAUCAACAGCCCCCUCUACCUCGGAGGCAUCCCCACCUCCACGGGCCUCUCGGCCCUGCGCCAGGGCACAGACCGGCCGCUGGGCGGCUUCCACGGCUGCAUCCAUGAGGUGCGCAUCAACAACGAGCUGCAAGACUUCAAGGCCCUCCCGCCACAGGCCCUGGGAGUGUCCCCGGGCUGCAAGUCCUGCAUCGUGUGCAAGCAUGGCCUGUGCCACUCCGUGGAGAAGGACAGCGUGGUAUGCGAGUGCCGCCCGGGCUGGACCGGCCCACUGUGCGACCAGGAAGUCCGGGACCCCUGUCUGGGCCACAGCUGCAACCACGGGAAAUGUGUGCCAACCGGGACCUCGUACGUGUGCAAGUGUGCAGAAGGCUACAGCGGGGCCACGUGUGAUCACAAGAAUGACUCCAACGCCUGCUCUGCCUUCAAGUGUCACCAGGGGCAAUGCCAUUUCUCCGAUCGAGGGGAGCCCUUCUGCCUGUGCCAGCCUGGCUUUAGUGGGGAGCACUGUGAGCAAGAGAACCUAUGCCUGGGGGAGGUGGUCCGAGAGGUGAUCCGCCGCCAGAAGGGCUAUGCCUCGUGUGCCACGGCCUCCAAAGUGCCCAUCAUGGAAUGUCGUGGGGGCUGUGGGCCCCAGUGCUGUCAACCCACCCGCAGCAAGCGGCGGAAAUACGUCUUCCAGUGCACCGACGGCUCCUCAUUCGUCGAGGAGGUGGAGAGACACCUCGAGUGCGGCUGCCGCCUGUGUUCCUAAGGCCGACUGCCCACCUGCCCCCCCACCACUCAGACUCCAGCUUCGUGGGGCUGGGACAGCCGUGGGGGACCCCCUUGAGAGUCGAGGUGAAGAAGUAGAAGCUGGAGAGAAAGCAGAAGAAGAGAAUAUUAAGUAUAUUGUAAAAUAAACAAAAAAUAGAACUUAUUUUUAUUAUGGAAAGUGACUAUUUUCAUCUUUUAUUAUAUAAAUAUCACACCGUCUGAGUAUAUGUACCAUAUAGUGAGUUAUUUUUACCAAGUCCUGUGUAUUUGUUGUGGUUUUUAUAAACAGCUGUUAAAAUUUCUAAGAAAAAAGACUAAUAAAAAUGUUUUAAAACAAAAGGAUAAGAAUAAAGAAGUGAUAGCCUGUCCGAGGAGAAAGAAGGAAGUUUUUAUGCUGAUGAAACAGUUUCAGGUCAGCAGAAACCAAGACCUGCUCACUGAGCUCAGGGAAAGGAAUGAUAAGAGGAAGAGAAGGAAAAGAUUUUUCUUUGUUUCUUCUUACUUUUAAUGACUCUCUUUUUCUUCCCUAAAAGCACCCAGCUUUUAAGUCCUGUUUGCUGAAGGCCAUCCUUCCAGGAAAAGCCGCUGCACCCUGGCCACCUCCGCCUCACAGUCGCUGCCCCCACCUGCCCCAGGCCCUCCUGCAGACCCCUCUUCUCCCUCCUGGCUGGCCCUCCCUGCCACCACAGGGUCGUUGGAGACUCUGCCACAGGCUUCAUCUGAGCCUGCUUUGCCAAAUUUUAAAACACCGCCUCUUUUCCUGCCCCUCUCCAGGUGAGUCAAUGGAAGGGGUCAAUGACAUCUCCUCAGGCCCCAACCACUGGCCCUUCCUUUGAAAGUUCUGAACCAUCCUGUUCUCUCCAGCCCAUUUCACAUUGGAAUGCAGGACUAGGGGAGCAGGCAGCCAGGGCUAGGGGGAUGAGGAAGGCCAGGAGCCCAGACUGCCCACAGCCCUGGUAGAUGUCCAACUCUGGAAAGUGCUGGGAGAAUCUGGCUAUGGGACAAACAAGCCUCUGCCACCUGAUCCUCCAGGCCACCCUCAUGAGCUGUCAUCACAACGCCGUGCCCAUCUGCAACACUUUCCAACACGUAUCGGUACUGCACCGGUUUUCAUCUGUGCCAUCCCUGCUCUGUGCAAUUCCUGCUCCCAUAAGAAGGGUAAAGCCAUACGGCCCCAUUUCACAGACAAACACGCCUCUCUCAAGCUCUGUAUCUGGCCUGAAGCUAUAUAUCUGAUAAGUAGAAGAGCCAGACUCAAAGCUCUGGGUUCCUUCUCUAAAUAGCGUAAACAUAAGAAAUUCACAGGUAGUUCAUCAGACAAGCCCUACCAGGAAAAGAAAGUAGAUGUUCUUUACUACUAUUUUUCCUGCUUGUGUUCAAGUCUGGUUCUGUUCCCCCCGGUAUCCAGAAAGCUUCUAGAGAGUUAUAGAUCAGGGAAUGUGAGCAAAGGCAACUCACCCAAUGGAGAUUUGCCCGUCUGUCAGCUCCCUCAGACUAGUACAGACGCUCAGGGUCUCAACUGCUCAGCCCAAUGCCUUGUCUCUCACUCAUCCCUCCUGCCCCUUGGGGGCCUCCCCUGCAGAAGUGUGAGGGAGGGUGAUGUGGGACUCAAAGGACCUUCCAGGAUGGAGCUUCCCCAGAGGAGCCUAGUGGUUCUGUGAGGACCAACAGUGGGCCAAAGGGUCUAAGAAUCAAGAGGGAGGCAGAAAAGGAAGAUGGAAGAGCACAAGGCAAAUGGCAAACAAGGAGGGGAGGAGAAAAGGAAAGAAAGGAUGGGUGGGGGAGAACAGAAG
This is a messenger RNA of Enhydra lutris kenyoni (northern sea otter), 6569 nucleotides long. Its product is annotated as slit guidance ligand 3. Bases 158 to 4774 code for a protein of 1538 amino acids. The transcript is spliced from 36 exons. The record is from RefSeq and is a predicted model, not a curated record. Gene Ontology annotation, biological process: axon guidance; negative chemotaxis. Gene Ontology annotation, molecular function: calcium ion binding; heparin binding; Roundabout binding. Lineage: Eukaryota; Metazoa; Chordata; Mammalia; Carnivora; Mustelidae.